Molecule: messenger RNA, 924 nt
Organism: Tupaia belangeri chinensis (Chinese tree shrew)
Lineage: Eukaryota; Metazoa; Chordata; Mammalia; Scandentia; Tupaiidae
Gene: SLX1A
Product: structure-specific endonuclease subunit SLX1A
Exons: 6
Coding region: 24-848 (274 amino acids)
Biological process (GO): double-strand break repair via homologous recombination
Cellular component (GO): Slx1-Slx4 complex
Molecular function (GO): 5'-flap endonuclease activity; crossover junction DNA endonuclease activity
Source: RefSeq, a predicted model, not a curated record
CCUGACCCACCCCACAAGUCCCUAUGGGCCCCGCGGGGGGCACAGCGAGGCCGGGACGCUUUUUCGGCGUCUACCUGUUGUACUGUCUGAACCCUCGGCACCGGGGCCGCGUCUAUGUGGGGUUCACUGUCAACCCUGCUCGUCGAGUACAGCAGCACAACGGGGGCCGCAAAAAGGGCGGGGCCUGGCGGACCAGCGGGCGAGGGCCCUGGGAGAUGGUGCUCAUCGUGCACGGCUUCCCGUCCGCAGUGGCCGCUCUUCGGUUCGAGUGGGCCUGGCAGCACCCGCAAGCCUCUCGCCGCCUGGCGCACGUGGGUCGGCGCGUGCGCGGAGAGGCUGCCUUCGCUUUCCAUCUACGCGUGCUGGCGCACAUGCUGCGCACGCUGCCCUGGGCGCGCCUCCCGCUCACUCUGCGCUGGCUGCGCCAGGACUUCCACUGCGAUCUCAGCCCGCCGCCGCCUCCGCAUGUGCCCCUGGCUUUUGGGCCUGUGCCACCUAGGGCCUCAGCCCCGAAGCACUGCACUGUUCCCUUGGCUGACACCCAGCCCAAGCCCGACCCGGACCAGGGUGCCGAGGCCUGCUGUGCCCUGUGUACUAACCAGCUCCAGGAUGAAGAGGGCCCCCUGUGUUGCCCCCACCCUGGCUGUACGCUAAGGGCUCACAUAAUCUGCUUGGCAGAGGAGUUCCUUCGGGAAGAACCAGGGCAGCUUCUGCCCCUAGAGGGCCAGUGCCCUAGCUGUAAGAACUCACUGCUUUGGGGAGACUUGAUCUGGCUGAGCCAAAUGGGUAUAGAGGAAGAAGUCUUGGAAUUAGAAGAGGGACACUGGACAGACAUGCUGAAGACCUGAUCUCAGCAUCUCCAACCCUCCCCUGCUCCUUUUCUGUGUCUCCCCUAUGGGUCUGGGCACUUUUACCUGAAUAUAA